AUGACAUUUUCAGAUGCUCUCUUGCAACUGGAUGUUCCUCAACUUUGGUCAGCUUUGUUUUUCUUCAUGUUGAUUUUGCUUGGUAUUGACAGUGAAUUUGGGACACUUGAAGCAUUAACUGGACCAAUUAUGGAUCUUGGAUUAUUUCCAAAGACAUGGCGUAGAGAAUUAUGUGCAGGUUGGUGGGUUGAUCAAAUUGCUUUUUCAGUUUAAUACAGGGCUGGAAGGGCGAAAGUCUGGAGGAAGAGGCAGCCAUACAUGGUUCAGUUAUUCCUUGCAAUCUUUAAAGAUAUGAUCCAGACUGUGUGGGACGGAAAGUGCCCGCGCCAACUUUAAAUGGUUAUAACUUUUGAACAUAUAAAUUUAUAUGCACGAAACUUCACGACUUUUCCUAACAUUUGUCUGGGACUACAAUAGUGUAGUGAUUGGGUCACUUACCUAACCCAUGUCCCCACGGUAACCAAGUUUAUGAUGACGUGUCAAGUCAUAUUUUUGUAAGUCAUUUUCUAAACAACCGUUAUUUUAGUAUUUUAUCUACUUUUUUGGGCCUAAAGCAUACUUUUGUAAGCUACCUAACAUUUGAGUUAGUUUUAGACCAUUUAUUACGUGAUCAAACCAAAAAUUCAAGAUGGCGGAACUAUGACGUCACUAGAUGACGUAAUCUAGUAAGACAUCCAGGCGUUUAGCUUUAAAAGUAAAGAACAUGCACAGAAUACUUCAAAUAAUAUAUAUAUAUAUAUAAUAGCAAAAUGUUUUCUACAAAAUUUCGUCUUUAUACUUAUUUUAACUAUAGUUGUUCCGCUUCGAUAUCAAAAUUGAUUAAAAAUUGGCAAAGCAAUCGUUUUGGCAAUAUACGUAACAAAUAUUUCUUGAUAUUAUAGAAAUCCGAGAAUUUGGCUAAUAAUGAGUACGUCAUAAUGACGUCGCCACGUGUAGCCAUAGUACCAGAAGUUGUAGUUCAACUUGUACUUUCACAAGCAUCAUUCUCUGAAAGUUUCAUUGCGAUACCUUAUAUAGGUUUUGAGAUCUGCCCCCAGUCCUGGAUAGGGUUAACUGAUUAUUAACAUUUGACCGUAUUAUGACUGCAGUUGACAGCGUCCAUUAGAGUUCAUUAAACCCUCUUAAUUCAAAGGUGUUUCUAAGCUAGCUUUUUAGUGCGAAGGAAAGGGAAUUACUGUUGAAAUUUGGUUCAGUGAUUCAUUGGGACCUAUUAGAGAAUCCAGGAUAUCCAUAUGCAUGUUAUAUUUCAAAAUAUUUAUGACAAAAAGGAAUUUAUUUUACGAUACGUACGAAAUAUAUGAGUGCUAGAAAUAUUGAUGAGCGUUACGGUGAAAUUCACCGGAAGAGAUCAAUUGGAGUCAGAGACUGACUUAAUAAAUUAACCGCAUUAGUACUCGUAUUUGUGUCUGAUAAACUACCUGACAAAAGUAUCUUAACUAAUAAUAGUAGACAUACGUACAACACCUUGGAACUGAUAUCGUGGUGUUUGAACUCAGGUAAAGUUAUUGAACUAGAUCAUGAUGGUACUUUGAGUUGGUCCACACCGGAAAAAUAACUUGACUGACUGUGAUGUGAAUCGAACCCUCGACCUUUGGCUUGCUACUCUAAUGUUCUACCAACUAAGCUACAACGUCAAGUCGAUUCGAGUAGGUCAGAUAGUUCGGUAGCUGACCAUAAUCAUUAGACUUAAGAUCUUAAGACAUAUACUGUAUGACAUCGAAGGAACUAGACUGAGUUCCGAAAUAUAAGAUAAGAUAAGAUGAUGUUUAAUAGCACAAUUUCGCACAUAAAGUGAAGUACAAAGUGCUUACAUUAAAAUACUAUAAUAAUAUAAGAUUAUUUACAAUGGUUGUUAGGACAAAGUUACAAUCAAGUCUCACCAGUCACUGUUUACUAUUAGCAAUAUUAAUUGUAUUUGGGAAAAAGCUAUUUUUAAACCGAUCAGUUCGACAUUUAUAAGUUGAUAAAUUAUUUAAUGAUCUAAUAAAAUAAUUAUGUUCGUUCGAUCUAGUCUGGGUCACGUGUUGUGUAAGCGGACCACCUCUGGUUAUCUUCGUGAGUGUCUUCAAACGUAGCUCUAGUCUCCAAUUUGGUGAUACCAGCCGACAGCAACGCAUCUUAAUAAGUUUGUUCAAGGUAUACAAUACGCAAGGCUCGCUUUUGGAUUUUUUCAAGUUUGUCAGAUAAAUAGCAUGAGAUAGAGUUGUGCCAAACUUCACAAGAGUAUUCAAGGAUUGAGCGUAUUAACGCAAUAUACACAGUGAGAAGGUCUGCAGGAGGAAUACCACUUCGGCGCAACACCCGGAGGAUAUGCAAUCGUUUGGAUGCCUUCGAGACUAUUUCAUGGAUAUGUUCAUCCCAUUUCAGGUUGCUUUGGAUCGUAAGUCCCAGUACUUUAUGUGAACGCACUGUCUCAAUUGGGUGUCCAUCGAUUAACAGAGGCAUUAAUUGGGGGGUUUCUCCAAGGAAACUAACACGAAGCUCUAUGUAUUGGUAUUAAGUCUCAUCCAAUUAUCGGAAGCCCACAACUGAACUGAAUUAAGGGUUGAUUGAGUGAUAGAGGUGCAAUUUCUGCUAAGACUCUCAGUGGUUGAAACGUCGUCUACGUAUUUCCACAUUCUAGUGUCGGGAGAAGUGAUUCGCAGGUUAUUGACCAUUACUAGGAACAAGAUUGGACCUAGUUUUGUCCCCUGAGGAACACCUGCAUUCACUGGAAGCCAGUCACAGGUUGCUCCGUCAAAUUUAACACGCUGCCUUCGAUUUGAGAGGAAGUUGAUGAUCCAAGGGAUUAAUGAGCGUCUAGUACCCAAAUUUAUCAGAUUCUCAAUUAAUAGAUUAUAACCUAUGCGGUCGAAGGCUUUGGAGAAGUUCAGGAAACAAAUACGCAGAUGAUUACCGAGUCCGUCAAGAUGGGAAAGCCAAGAAUGUAACAUAUCCAGAAGGCAAAAAGUGGUGGAUGUCCCUUUCAUGCAACCAAAUUGGCUGGGGUAGAUUUUUUCUUUUACAUCCUCAAUCAGCCAAGAUACUACGAAAUCCUCUAAAACUUUAGGCAAGCAUGAUGUUAGUGAUAUAGGCCUAGUGUCGGCUUCAGCAAUCGGUUUACAUGUUUUAGGGAUUGGGACUAUGUUCGAUUCCUUCCAACUACUCGGCACAACUCCUGAAGCAAGGGAUGUAUUAAAAAUAAUGGUGAUCGGCUCAGCUAGCACGUGAGCAUACUCCUUUAAAAUUCGAGGUGAAAUAUUGUCAGGUCCGGGGGCUUUGAAAGAAUGGACAGUUUGGAGUUUCUUACAGAUUUGGUAACAUUCAACUGCAGGUACGUUUUCAUUUGAUGGUAAAAACGGUGGUAAUAAGUUCACAUCUAAUGGCGGAAUAUCGGCGUUAACGGAAGUAUAGAAUUCGUUAAGGGCAUUGGAAGCUUGUAAAUUGUUUAGGAUUUCACCAUCGCGUUCUAAGGUGAAAGGCUUUGUUGUUUCGGGUUUGCCAGACAUUUUGUUAAUGAUUUUCCACCACUUACGACUAUCACUGUUUCUUAAAUGCUGAACUUUGUUUUUAUAAAAUGAUUUCUUUCUUUGCUUAAUCUCCUCUUGGACUUUAUAUCUUACAGAUUUCCAUAGGGGGAUAUUAUGGUUAUAGAAUGCUUUCUGUCGGUCUUUAAUCAGUUUUUUAAUACUUGGGAUUAUCCAAGGUUUAUCGGUUUGAUGCCACUUCACAGUUACAGGAGGGAAUAUACGAUUGAUGGCUUCUGUAAGGUGCGAUGAGAAUGAUGAUGUUAAAUCGUCUACCGUUUGAUUAGUUCCUAACUCGCCAAACCAGACAUGUGUAGCGAUCCAUCUCCCCAAAGCUUCAACCCCAGACCUUGGAUAGCGCCGGAUGCGACGUUUGACAGAUUUCGUACGUUCUUGAGAAUUGGUAUUCUCUAGACUGGGUGACCAUGUUACAUUAUUAUACACUCACGCGCACUUAACCAAUCAGUAAUCGUUGAGAGGGUCACGUGCCGAUCCAAUAUUUUACGAUAUUGGACAGGAACCUAUUGGACACUUGCGAAUUGUGGCUUUUUUCAUGGUUUUUCAACCCUUUUCAGAUGUUUUGUCAAUUUCAAACAUACGACAAACGAUAUGGCAGAAUAAUGAAAAGAAUUUGGGACAUUAAUACAGUUUUUUCCACCAGUUUGUUUAAAAUUAUAAAAGCGCGGGAAAACUUGUCUUCGCGAAAUUUAUUUGUUUGCAACAGCCUAGAAGUUCGUAAUAUUAUUUUUUUCGUUAAAAUUAGGUCAAAUUUCCUUUCAACCUACAUGGAAUUGAGUUUAUUUAUGCACACAUAUUUGUAAAAACAGGUUUAUUAACUUUUUUGUUUAGUUAUUUAAGCAAAUUCGCUGCCGAUAUAUGUAGUAUAAUAAAUGUAGUCGCUUUAUUAGUCUCGCUGUAUUUACUUUAUCGCUUAUUGACAAUUUUUGUUAUAGAAUUGUUUUGUUCGAUAUAAUAAAACUCCUAUUGGAUUCAUCUUCGCCCAAUAUGGCAAAAUAUUAAGUCUCGACUUCAAUAUUAGGCUCGACCUUCGGUCUCGCCCAAUAUUGAAGUCUCGACUUAAUAUUUUGCCAUAUUGGGCUCAGAAGAAUCCAAUAAGAUAUAAUAUUAUGGUUUGAGGACCCUAAGGGCGCUAAAACUUGGGGAGGUUCAUACAGGUUUGGUUGGUUCGUAAUUAUCAGAUCCAAAAUGGCUGUUCCUCUUGUAGGGACUUUGACAACUUGCUUCAGGUUAUGACUUGAUAAUAUAUUCGAUAUAUCGAAAUCGUUAAAAUCACCAAGAAGGACUAGACCACAGUUGGUAUUCAUUAAGUUGGCGGUGGUUUUCUACAGGUAAACCAGGGGGAUGAUAGACUAUGCACACUGCAAUACCAGAGAGCGGUCUGGGAAGGCGGGUAGGGCGAAGCCACAGCCACAGACAUUCUAAAUUUUCAUGUUCCAGGUCCAACCUACGUUUGGCAUAGGUGCCCUGUGGUAGAUAAACACAAAUUCCUCCUCCACCAUAUCGCCUAUUAAAAGCGACUUGACCUCGUACCUCAGUUGCUACAGCAUUGAAUAGCAAACUAAAAAACUAAAAAAUACAAAAUGAAAUACAAAAAGAACUUCGACGUUUCCAGUCUGCGAACCCAGACGUAAUUUCCCACGCUCAUUCUUCGCUCGGAAGGUAACGUUUGCGGACUCGAGCGAGAAUCCCGCGACGUAACGUCUUUUUGGCCAAUUAAAUCAUAUGUUACAACGAGACCAUGCACGCGUUAAUGUGCGAGCGCAUGUAUAGCGUGUGUAGGACCACCCAGACGAAGGAACGAAAUUCACAUACCUGCAUGAUAUAUAUAACUUUGACUUUCCUGGACGUACCCGCGUAAGAAUGCAAUUAUACUACGGAUCAUGAAGUUGGUUUGAAGUUUGUGAAAUAAUUCUUCCAUGUCUGUAAUAUAUCAUAAUAGUGGACAUAUACAUAACCAAAAAAGAAUUGGAUUAGUACAACUUUAUCAUUAAAAUUAUAUAUUAAUCUUAUAAAACUGGUCCACUUCUACUAGGAAUCAUUGUUUUUGUGCUCCUGCUUAUUGGGCUCUGUAUGGUUGCUGGAAACGGUUUUUACGUUUUUCAAAUAUUUGAUGAUAACUGCGCAACAAUCCCCCUCCUGGUGAUAGCGUUUUUCGAGUGUAUUGGCGUCGCCUGGAUUUAUGGAAAUAACAAGUAAGUGUUUGCAAUACUUACUGCAUAAUCAUAUGACGUCAUCAAAUGUGACCCGAGUGAUUGACGAAUGAUUUAUACAGGGUGUAUAAAAAAAACCUGAACAGAUUUGAAACAUGCUCUCAAUUCGCAAAACAGCCAUUAGUAUCCAGUUUUUGAUGUAUAUAGCUUCUUUGGGUACUUAUAAGGCAGAAUAAUGAAAAAAAAUUCUCGAACUCAAAUUUUGUGAACCAGGGGAUGUGUUGUUUCCAACAAGCUAAAAAUGGCUUGCGCACGAAAUUUAAAAGCUUUAAUCGUAUUUUGAGUUAAUGGAUGAAAAUUUGUUGGGUUUUUUUUAAAUUACUGUACAAAAUUUCAGACAAUUUGCUUUAGUUUAAGCCCUUUAACUAUCCAUUUUUUCCUAAAAAUCAGCCUUUCGCAUGCUUAAUUAAUGGAUUUACCUAAUUUGCAUAUUGGUAACCUAUGCAAAUUAGGCAAAGGCAUUAAUUAAACAUGCAAAAAGCUGAUUUUUUUAGGAAAAAAUGUAAGUUUGCGUGAAUAGUUAAAGGGCUUAAACUGUCUGAAAUUUCGUGCCACAACGAAAAUACGAUUAAAGCUUUUAAAUCUCGUGCGCCAAGCCAUUUUUAUUUUGUUGGAAAAGACACACCCCCUGGUUUACAAAAUUUCAGUUCGAGAAAUUUUUUUCAUCAUUCUACAUUAUAAGUACCGAAAGAAGCUAUAUAUAAAAAACUGGAUACUAAUAGCUGUUUUGCGAAAUUGAGAGCAAUUUCAAAUCUGUUCAGUUUUUUUAUACACCCUGUAUAUAGCUGUUAAACAGAUAACGGCAAAAUAUUAUCUUUGCUUUAUAUAAUAAACCAAGUUGACAAAUAAUUUUAAGAAGUAAGGCAAAGGCCUGUGACCUUUCUUCAGCAGAUUACCAAGGAGGAGGGCUAAAUUACUUAAAAUAGUCGCACUAGGUUUCAGUGCUUUAUACAGUGUACUCUACCAAUAGUUCAGAACACUGAAUUCUCCUUUGACGAAAAAAUGACACAAGUUUCCCUUUUAAGGUGGCUCGAUACACUUUUCAAAAAUGCAGGUAUUCAACACUUUGACAUGUUCGAACUACGUAUUUUUAGGAUUUAUUCAGCAGAUAUUGAGGCCCGUUUUUAUAUAUUUUGAUAUCUCUACUUUCAAGUCAUAUUAGUUUUAGUAACAGAUAGUUCGAUGCUAUGACGACAUACCUGUACGAAAUUCACUACAAGAUGCCUAUCGUCUCGUAUAGUUGGAAAAGAAGCAUGGUGACCCACAUUUUUUUUCGUGCAUUAUUUUAAAUAUAAAAGAAUUCUGUAAUGCCAUUUUUUUGGAAAAUGCGAAAAUGUCGUAUUCUGCGGUAAAAUGUUUUUGGCAUUACAGAAUUUUUUUAUUUUUUGUAUAAUGAAAAAGUUUUUAGCGGUGUAAUACAGGAUGCAAAAUUUGAACAUAGAUCACCAGACAAAAUAGAGAGUAUAGUGCAUUAGUAUUUUUCACAAGUGAACAUAAAUCCUACACGUUGAUUGGUCAAAUUUGACGUAUUAAGCCGUUAUAUUCACCUACAGGUGAAAAUAACAAAACCGAAAUUUUCAAAAUAGCGGCUACCGGUUUUGUGGAAGUUACUGAUAAAGAAGUAAGCGAAAUUAAAAAAAAUCAGUCUCAAAAAAACACAAAAGGCUUGUGUAAAAAUACUAAAACAAUUAUUCGCCUCAGGCUCGGUGAUUAUCGGGAAUAUUCACCUUGACUUCGUCUCGGCGAAUAUUCCCCGAUAAUCACCUCGCCUUCGGCGAAUAAUUGUUAAUUGUUUUUCCAAAAUGGAAAAUUAUAAUGACGUCAGCAAUUGACAUAAAACGCUAUAGAACACGCGCAAUGACGUGAGAUGGCGCGAGCAACUGCUCACGUCAGGUCAUUUUGGAAGUUCUUUCAUUUCGUUAAUCAGUUUCCGCGACCUGCGCGUAAAAAUGGUCACCCGGUUUUGUUCGCGAUUCUUGAGCAGGAUUUUAUAACUAUAUCGAGCCACCUUAAACCUGUUUUCAAGGUAAUUAGUUCCACCCUAGUGUUCAGGAAACAAAUAAAUUAGCUUCAUUUCAUCCUUAAAUUAACUGAUGUAUAUUUUGUUCCAUUAGAUUUGCUGAUGAUAUCGAAGAUAUGACAGGAAAACGACCAUGGAUUGGAUGGAUGAUUUGUUGGAAAUAUAUUUCACCUCUGGCAUUGUUUAUUGUACUCGUUGCGACUUUUGUUGACUUAUCUAAAACGAGUGCAGCGUAUGGUGUGUUUGUUGGUUGCGCACAG
Messenger RNA from Paramuricea clavata, 8017 nucleotides. Lineage: Eukaryota; Metazoa; Cnidaria; Anthozoa; Malacalcyonacea; Plexauridae. The record is from the annotation of a GenBank genome assembly.